AUGGCAAUGAAGUCUAGUUUAACAUCAACGCGUAAGACGCGAAGUGGCUGCUUUACCUGCAAAUACCGACGCGUCAAGUGCGAUGAGCAAAGGCCCUCGUGCUUGCGAUGUUUAUCGACACAACGAAUCUGCGAGGGCUACGCCAACCCCAUUCAACCAAGUCUCACUCCUGACACCUUACGGGAUGAAGAGCGCCGAGCAUUUCUCUACUUCCGAAGUCGAACCACUCAUCGGAUCUUUGGCCAUCAAGAUGCAAAUGAUUGGAUUCCGAUUUUGCUGCAGAUGGGGCAUAAUGAAGCACCAAUAAAACAUGCUCUGACGGCUAUUGCAUCGUUACAUGAGAGCCAAGAGCCUGUCGACACGUCUGUUUCUAUACGACAAUCUGACAAGAAUGCCCGGAUGACAGCUCAGACACUCGCCUUGAAGCAUUAUACUGCAGCAAUCAAAUCCGUACAGAGGGAGUCACCGACUAGGCCAUCCCGACCAGAUGUCGUUCUUGCCCUAUGCAUCCUUUUCAUUUGCUUCGAGCAAUUUCGAACCUGUGAUGCCGCAUGUCUCAUUCACCUCAAAGCUGGCCUCAGGCUAUUAUACUGGUGGAGAUCUCGCACCAGCCUCUAUACCAAUCUGCAAGAAUAUUCGCGGCCUACGAUGGAUUUCAUCAAUAAUCAGAUAACACCACUUUUGCAACGUCUACGCGUACAGUUCUCCUUGUGCAUGGAUUCUCGUCACAUAUUAAUGGAUCUCGGUGUUCCACUUUGUCUACCAACUCCUACUUUCCCAUCAUCAUACCCAUCUUUUACUUCUGCUCGCAUUGACUUCGACAAAACUAUGAAUUAUAUCUUCUCGUUUUUGGAAUCCAGGAGGUACAAAAACACCGAAUCCUCGGCGGAAUCUCCGAACGCACUGUUGCAUCAGUGGAAAGCCACGUUAGAUGCUUCCACCUUCUCAGAAGUGCGCCCGGUGCUACAGAAAUGCACACACAACUUGCUGGAGCUUUACUUCCAUGUCUCCGUUGUCAUAAUCGACACCUACCAUGCUCAAACAGAAACCAUCUUCGAUCAACACACUGAUCGCUUUCAGCUGAUCAUUGAUCUCGCCGAGAGUAUUGCCAGCAUGUGUGUUGAAAAGACGGAAGACUUCAGCUUGCUGUUCAGUUUUGAUUUGGGUAUUACUCCUCCAAUGUUCCUCGUCGCUUCUCGAUGUCGCCACCCCCUUAUCCGCAGAAAGGCUGUUGCGUUGAUGCUCCAAUCCCCAUUUUAUCACGGUGUUUGGCAAGAUCGAUAUUCGGGUCUCUGUGCGCAACGAAUCAUGGAAAUUGAAGAGGAAGGUAUCGAGAUUUUGAUGGACCAUAUCAUGAUACCCGAGGACCGGCGUGUACGAAAGAUCUCCGCCGAUUUGCAAGAAGGCGAGUGUCGAAUCACCAUGCAAUUCGUGCGCUCGCCUUUCGUCACGGGCGCCCAAACAUACACCACUUCAGUGUCACUGGCUUGCUAG
Molecule: messenger RNA, 1494 nt
Organism: Penicillium brevicompactum
Lineage: Eukaryota; Fungi; Ascomycota; Eurotiomycetes; Eurotiales; Aspergillaceae
Product: Zn(II)2Cys6 transcription factor domain-containing protein
Exons: 3
Coding region: 1-1494 (497 amino acids)
Biological process (GO): regulation of DNA-templated transcription
Molecular function (GO): DNA-binding transcription factor activity, RNA polymerase II-specific; zinc ion binding
Source: RefSeq, a predicted model, not a curated record